UUAUGGGUAGGCAGUGUCAGAAGCUUUGCGGAAGUGUGUGAAGCUGGAGUCAUAUGACCAGGCAGCCAGCUGCAGAAAAUGCUCCCCAGUUAUGGAUAAACUUCCCCGGACUCGGUGACUAACAUCCUCGACGAACACGAUGGACGAGAUUAAAGUGUCUCCUGACUAUAACUGGUUCAGAAGCACAGUGCCCCUGAAGAGAAUCAUCGUGGAUGAUGAUGACAGUAAGGUGUGGUCUCUGUAUGACGCCGGUCCAAAGAGCAUCAGGUGUCCCAUCAUCCUCCUCCCCCCGGUCAGCGGGACGGCAGAGGUGUUCUUCCAGCAGGUGUUAGCGCUGACAGGAUGGGGCUACAGGGUCAUCUCGCUGCAGUAUCCAGUCUACUGGGACUUGAUGGAGUUUUGUGACGGCUUCAGGAAGCUUCUGGAUCACCUUCAGCUAGACAAGGUGCACCUGUUCGGGGCGUCUCUGGGAGGAUUCUUGGCUCAGAAGUUUGCAGAGUGCACGCACAAAUCUCCCAGAGUUCAUUCUCUGAUCCUGUGUAACUCGUUCAGCGACACCUCCAUCUUUAACCAGACUUGGACGGCUAACAGUUUCUGGUUGAUGCCUGCCUUCAUGUUGAAGAAGAUAGUUCUGGGGAACUUUGCUAAAGGACCUGUGGACUCCAAGAUGGCCGAUGCGAUCGACUUCAUGGUGGACAGGUUGGAGAGUCUGAACCAAAGUGAGUUAGCAUCGCGGCUAACGCUAAACUGCCAGAACUCUUACGUGGAGCCGCACAAAAUCAAAGAUGUUGCUGUGACCAUUAUAGAUGUGUUUGAUCAGAGUGCGCUGUCACUGGAGGCUAAAGAAGAGAUGUACAAACUGUAUCCGAACGCCAGACGAGCCCACCUGAAGACAGGAGGAAACUUCCCCUACCUGUGCAGGAGUGCUGAGGUCAACCUCUACAUACAGAUCCACCUGCGUCAAUUCCACGGGACCAGAUACGCCGCCAUCAGUCCGGACAUGGUGACUGCUGAGGAGCUGGAGGUUCAGGCUACUCAUCUGAGUGAUGAACAAUGAGCAGCGUUUACCUACUGAGUCUCCUGUGAACAUUUCUCCAGUCUGUAUUCUCCUGAAAGCAUCAUUUCAAACAGGAAGUCCUCCUGUGGAACCAAUCAGCAGUGUAUUUUUAUUUGACAGAUGAAGCAAUAUUUUCUAAGGAUCUGCUCUGCUUUACCAACCUGUGACACUUUGCCUUAUGUGAAUGAAUCUGAUCACUGUUGCACUCAUUUCCUGCCUGAACUGUUUCUGUUAGUGUUGUAUGAAGAGGUGCAUCUGCAGAGAGCUGCUUCCCUUUCACACACACAUCUCUUGAGUUUCUGACCUUCUGAUUAAAUUAAGUGUAUAUGCUUUUCACCUUGUUUUUUUUUUAAAUCACAUGAUGUUGUUUCCGUGUCCGAUUGCAGGAAGACCCUAUGUUGUUGUGUUUGUUUCAACAAACUGGAAUUCAAACACAGGUUAAAACUUCUCUGGAUGUUUAUUCUUUAUUCUAUUUUUAGAAACUCUCUGUUCCUACAGACAAAAUCUGAAGCAGCUGAGGUUUCACCCAUCAUCCCACCUGCAGCUGUAACUCUUCUCUACUUCCUGUUUCUGAAUAAAUGAAAAUAUGUGAUGUGCCUUCUGUAA
Molecule: messenger RNA, 1663 nt
Organism: Labrus mixtus (cuckoo wrasse)
Lineage: Eukaryota; Metazoa; Chordata; Actinopteri; Labriformes; Labridae
Gene: spg21
Product: SPG21 abhydrolase domain containing, maspardin
Cellular component (GO): trans-Golgi network transport vesicle; cytosol
Molecular function (GO): CD4 receptor binding
Source: RefSeq, a predicted model, not a curated record